GCUGCUCCCAUCUGAUGCCGACUGGAUGCGGAGCUCCGCUCACAUCUCCAUCCUCUCUCCAUCCCCUUCUCCUCUGACAUCUAGAGCGUCUCCGUUUUCUUUUCCCUCCGGUUGCUCCUGACCAGGAUGUGGCACUCUGUGGCUCUUCUCCUCUCUGGACUCUCCGCUUUGAUCAACGUGUCUUUGCAGGGGCCUCACCAGAGGAACCUGCUGAAAAACCUCCUGAAGGACUACAACCGGAUGGAGCGGCCAGUGGGGAAUGACUCCCAUCCUCUGACUGUCUUCUUCACCCUCAGUUUGAUACAGAUCAUGGACGUGGAUGAGAAGAACCAGGUGUUAACCUCCAACAUGUGGCUUCAGAUGAGUUGGUACGACCACUACCUGCAGUGGAACCAGAGCGACCACCCUGGCGUGAAAAACCUUCGCUUCACCACAGAUCAGAUCUGGACUCCAGAUAUUCUGCUCUACAACAGUGCAGAUGAUGACUUCGACUCCACCUUUAAGACCAACAUUCUGGUAAACUCCAGCGGCUUUGCAAAGUAUCUCCCUCCAGGAAUCUUUAUGAGCACGUGCAACGUGGACGUCCGCUGGUUCCCAUUCGACAUCCAGAAAUGCGAGUUAAAGUUUGGCUCCUGGACAUACGACGGCUGGCUGCUGGACCUCCAGAUGACCGAUGCUGACAUCUCAGGAUACAUGCCCAACGGAGAGUGGGACUUAAUUGGUGUUCCUGGAACCAGAAAUGAGGUUUUCUACGACUGCUGCAAGGAGCCGUACCCAGACGUGACGUUCGUGAUCACGAUCCGCAGGCGGACGCUCUACUACGCCCUGAACCUGCUCAUCCCGUGCGUGCUGCUUUCCUCCAUGACCCUGCUGAUCUUCGUGCUGCCGGCCGACUCUGGAGAGAAGAUUUCACUGGGUAUCACCGUUCUGCUGUCGCUCACUGUUUUCAUGCUGCUGGUGGCUGAGAUAAUGCCCGCCACGUCGGACUCUGUCCCGCUCAUAGGUCAGUACUUUGCCAGCAUAAUGAUCAUCGUUGGGAUGUCCGUCAUUGCCACAGUUGUGGUUUUACAGUAUCAUCACCACGAUCCAAAUGGAGGGCACAUGCCGAAAUGGGUGCGUCUCGUUUUGCUGCAGUGGGUCGCCUGGUUCCUGAGGAUGAAGCGGCCAGGGGAGAACGACGAUCCGGAGCGACCGCCCUGCGCCCCGCACCUACGCCGCUGCUCCUCGGGAUCACAGAGCGGCAGCAUUCCCAACCCUCCCGACCCAACCCUCCACCCGCUGCACCCGCAGAACCUGACGCCUCUCCAGACGGGGCCCCUCCACGCGGGACACCCUCACCUGCAAACCAGCGCCAACAACAACGGGAACCUUCUCUACAUGGGCUUCCCGAGCAUCGAGGACUCUUCGGUGCUGUCGGAGCCCGUCCAGAGGAACAACAUCUCCGUAGGACCUCCACGGGUGGCAGGAAGUCCGCCUCCUCACCUGUCGUCGCAGUUCUGCAGCUCCCCUCCGCCUCCAACUCCCAACAUGGACACAGUGGGGUGUCCCAGCACUGUCUCUAGUGGUGGGGGGUUUGGAGGGGGACCAGGAGGGUGCUCGACAUCUGUGAUGGGCGACCCGCAGCUGCAGGCCAUCCUGGAGGAGGUGCGCUACAUGGCAGACCGUUUCCGAGAGCAGGACGAGACCGAGAGCAUGGCUGACCAGUGGAAAUUUGCGGGCGCCGUGAUCGACCGCCUGUGCCUGGUGGCGUUUAGCGUCUUCAACAUCAUCUGCACCAUCUCCAUCCUCAUGUCGGCUCCAAACUUUGUGGAAGCUAUUUCUAAGGAUUUUGUUUGAGGGGGCAGAGGGGAAAACAGGAAGAAAAAAAAAAAAACACACACGCAAAGGAACGUUUUGGAGAAAAUUAAGUAUGGGAUGUAGAACGGAAAGGGCUCUGAUCCAAGGAAACACGAUUUCCAGCAAACUGUAAGCGCUGUGAUUUGUGAUUGCAAGGAUCUGGGGGAAUGGAAAGAAACUAAUGGUUUUCUUUGCAAUACCUGCUGUUUUGUAACCAAAAAAGAAGAAAACAGAUGAUGAAGGGAACAUGGGGUGAAGUUUAAAUGAAAUUAGAGUGCAGGGUGCUUUAUCAGAUUCUUGACAAGGUGAAAUUGGUUUUUGAGGCCGAUUUGAAAAGGACUUUUGUUUAAAAUUAAAGGGAAAUAUGAGUCUGACAAGGACGCCAAUGCAACCUGAGGUAAUGACGGUCUGAUGUCAGGGAAGACUGUGGGCAUAAAAGAGGAAGAAGAGACAGACAGAUAGGCAGCGACAGAUAAAAGAGACGGAUAUGUGACUGUUUCAUUUCCUCAGUUAUGGGAGACAGCCUCUUAGUCCCACAGGUGGAGAAAAUACUGCAUCACUCAAAGUGAUGUGAGAAGAAGAGGCUUUUACAAGGACACAAAACAAAGAGCAGACGUGAAGGACAUACACUGUCCCUCUGGGAACCUGAGACAGGCAGAGUUUUGGGAAGCUGCUUGAUGCUCGGAUGCACAAAAGAUGACCGAAGAUCAAGCGCGUCGCAUCGCACAGGAACUCAUCUAUUAUUCAAUCACAUUUCAGCUAAUGACAGUGAAAUUGAAAGGCUUUGGAUAAUCCUUCAGACUAACAAGCUUCUCAAAGAUGAACUCCCAUCUCUGCUUGUGAGCCACUUUGAAUCUCCGAGACCUUAUCUCUGUGAGACGAUUGCCAAUCAGAACGCUCCCCAGCGGCUCGCUCUGUGUGCGGCGCGCGUCCCGACCCGGAAACUCGAAUUAGCCGCUCAUCAACAAUGCAGCGGCCCCGUCGCUGUGCCGCUGCGGAGACCGAUGAAAAUUCACGCACCGGUUACUUAACUGCAUCUGGCAGGUCAUAACGGACCAACGACACUCAUUGGAUUUCAUAUUAGAGGUUUAGUAACUCAGGCAGGAGGUCAGGGCUCAGAAAGGACACCAGAGGCAGAAGGAAGAAGAUCAUUAAACGUAGAGGAGCAGGCUCUUGUUAAUUUCCUCUGACUGGUUUGCUGCUUCUUGACAGUUUUAAUUUCAGAAUAUUUUUAUGAAGUUUAAAGAAUAUACGAGAGCGCAAAUCAACACCACAGCCUUCAUGCAGGGAUUUUCAGCAAAAUAUAGCAAGUCUCUCUGCUGGCAGUUUGAAUAGAAACAUCAUCUUAGCUGGGCUUAAUUCAGAAAUAUUAAUGUGGUAACAAUGUUUAUUUAUUAUACAAUUCCACCCUAGUUUUUAUUUAUACCACAGUGGCUUCUAAAGGUAUUCAUACAUCUUGAACUUCACAUUUUAUCCAGUUGCAACCGUAAACUCAGAGGAAUUUCAGUGAGAUUCUAGCUUUGGAUUUGUUUUCAGUGUCAGUACUUUGUAGGACCAAAGCAUCUUUAAUCAGUCAGACUUUACUCUAUUUAAAUACUUUAAUGUUUUUUUUUUUUUGCCAGUUCUCCUCUAUUUGGUGCUAUGCGUCUAAAGCCAUAUUGAUAACAAAAGUAGUGCAUUCAAUUUUUUUCAGAAAGGUUUUCUAAUUUGCACAUUACAUGUUGAAUUAGGUGUUUUUUUUAAAGCAUACUUUUUCUUUUUUUUUGCGAGUGAUUUACACCAAAAACUUAUUUCAGAAAAUAAACUUUCCUCUCACAAUUGAACUUCAAACUGUGUUCAUCGAUAGUUAAUGUUUAGAUUAAAAGCUAAUUAUUUGGACUGGAACUCACGCAUUCAUGGAAAACAUUAAGUGCAUCUUCAUUUCAUAUAAAUUGGGAUGAUAAAAGAUUUAUUCUUCAUCUAGUUAAAAAAAAACACUGGAAUCUAACUUCAACAAAUUCUAGAUUACCGUUUUAAAAAAAACUGAAGAGCUGUUUCAAAAUCACGAACAACCUACUUUUUGCAAUACUUCAGUCUCUGACAUCGUAGUGGAGGGUUUUUGACCCUCUCUUCACAACAAAGUUGCUUCAGUACAUUAAGAUUUGCAGACAUUUGUUUCUCCCUGAAGGCCCCAGCGCAGCAUUUCAAUCAGCCCCAGGUCUGGAUCUUGGCUCGUCCGCUGCAGCACCAUAACUCUUUUCUUUCUCACUCAUUCUGGGGAGGAUUUGCUGCUGCAUUUAGGAUCGUUGCUGCUAUCCUGUUUGGUCUCAUCUGUCAAAAGAACCUUGUUUCCGUAGUCUUGUUCACAAAGUCAUGCUACCAAUGUUUUUUAUAGAGAAGAGGCUUUUCUCUUGGCUUGUACUAUUAUUAUGUAAUUUCAACCUGCAGUAUGCUAGUUGAAGCCUUUCUGAUGAAGCUUUUUGGUUUAUCUCCUCCUGGGAAAAUUGGCAGCUGUCCUAAAUAUUUCACAAUGUUAAUAAUUUCCGUAAUGCCUCUCAGGUUAAUGGGCAGCAGCAAUUACUUCCUGGUGUUUCAGUCAAGUGAUUUUUUUUUUACCAAGACAAAUCAGUUUUUCCUUCUUGUUUUACACGGAUUGUACAUCUUCAGGCCGAUAUGUCACAAAAAACCAACUUGAUUUUAAUGUUAAGGGUUACUGAAUAUCAGUUUCCAAUAAGAAAAAAGAGAUUCUGCUUAAAACAAAACAACAAUCGACCUGAAUUUCUUUUAUAUUUUAGUCCCAAAGUGUACAAAUCACUACAUAAACUACCUUCAAACUGUCAGCAAAGAUACAAAAUCUAAUUGUUAUAGAAGAAGCAAAACAAGAAAAACCUUUAAAACUAGAGAUUGGCAUCAUGAGAAAUAUUUUUGUCACAUCAACAAAUCCAGUUGGAUUUCAUUAAAAUAGUGAACAGAAAUGCUGCGUGUUGCAGUUUCAGCAAACGUCCCUCAACGUUUCAGCUGCAGAUUAAUUUACAUCUGAUGCUCUGGAGAGUUUUUACAGCAGCUGGAUGAUGUAUGUGGGACUGAUUGGGAAUAAAACAAGAGCGCCUCCAUUCAUCCUAAUAGGAAAACAUGACCAGUGCAAUGUGUGGCUUAUUAAUGAGCUUCUAAUCAUGUUAUGACAGGAGGAAAAUAAAUCUCAGCGCUUAGCCUCAGGCUGUGUUUAUUGGUGUUGGACAGAUUUGCUGUUUGGGGUUUUCAUUGGAUCUAGCGACAUGUAUCUACAUUUAUUGCCACUUUGAUUUAUUUAAGAAAGCCAUGAAUAUUUUUGUAGUUUUCCUGGAAACGUUUAAGCUAGAAGUGGCGGAAAAGGAUUCUCCAGACGACUGAGGAGGCUCAGUGGUGAAGUUGAAGGAACCUACAUUCAUUUUGUGAACCUGGAGAAAAGCUACAGCUGCUGGUGGGGCAUUUAUCAUAUUGUUUUUCCUUUAUCGUGGUACAUUUCUUAUGAAAAGUUUGAGUUAUCGUCUUCACAAUAAAUUUCAAUUAAUGAUGUUUCAAUUCCCCCAAAGCUGUUCAUAUUGUCGUAAUUUCUAUUUUUACAAUUUUCUCCGCCAAUGAGAUCAAUAAAUAAGAAUACAUGUAGAAAUAUGAGUGAAUCCAAAUACUGUGUGCAGUUUAGUAAUACACAUCACACUUAUUUAUGUCCUGAAGACAUACAUUUCAAAUGGCUAUGAUUUUCAAGAGCAGUGUGUUUUUGGGAGUUUUUUUUUUUUAUUGCUGUGCCCGUCAAAAAGAAAAAAUAAAUAGUAUCGUCAUGUUUAUCGUUAUCCCAAUAGUACCACCAAAUAUCCUGAUGAAACUUUGUCCAUAUCACCUGCCCCUGGAUACAAUCAUGUCCCCCUGAAACAUUUUGUUGGGAGACUUUGAAAGGUUAUCUGGUGAUUGUAUUUCUAAAUAUGCGUUCCCAGAUAAAAGCCAAGCUCAUGAGCGUGAGAUCGAGUAUCUUGGUGUCCAUUAGUGAUGGCAGGAUGUAGCUGCCAAGUCUGCAGAAUUAUUAGUUCUGCUUCAAUCUGUCAAAGUGAAGGAAACUUAAUUUAUCGGCCCGUCCAUGGUCCAACAACCAUUCCAACUGUAACCUAAUUUCAUCCCAGAUUAAAGUGGAUGAAAUUAACUUCUGCAAUGCAAAAACACAAUAAUAUUACCAACUAUUUUUGGUCUAGUCCAAAUAUCUUAGUAAUCUUGAAAUAGGACAAAUCUAACUUACAAGCUACAAGCAACAGACAGGAACUAGUUUUAAGUAAAUAAUUCCUUAAUAUUGAUGAAAAAGUUCUAGUGAAAUAAUCUGCCAGUGGAACAAAACAUUUUCUUUCCAUAUUAAAAAAUGAGGUGUCGUGUUGCACUGCUAUAUUAUUUUACUUAUAACCAGUAUUUUUUAAAUAUAUUUUGAGGAAUUAUUGACUUAAAAGUGUAGUAAUUUGGACGCCAUCCAGCAGAGGGCGCAUGGUAAUCCUUAACCGGAGCCGUUGUUACAGGAUUAAAGAUGGCGGAGCUACACCAGAACUGGAAAGAGAAAUGGUCCAUAAGUGUCUGAUACAAAACGUUCUUUAUGCGGUUCUGUUUUGAAAAUAUAAACAAUCAACAAGAUCCUUAAGUUUCACCUUAAUAGCGCUCAUUCAGCCUCGCUGUGUAGCAGUUCUAAUCAUUCAAAAAUGACUAAUUUUCUAUGAAGCGCAGGUGUAAUGACAGAAAUAAACGGGCCGAAUAACAGAAAAAUUGUAACGAUUGGAAGAAGCGCGGUCGAUUUUGAGGGCUGGUGAGUUAAUGCACCUUAUGGAGUGAAAUUUUAACUUUCCUUCAAUCCACAUCAGUGACAGACGGUACUUCACAAAAGUACUGAUUCUGUACUUUGUUCAUGGGGGAUUCACAAAUUCUUUUCAUGUUUUAUUUUCCUGUUCAGCAACUUAGAGGUUCCCAUUGAGAAAGUUUAUUCAGUCAAUGUCUAAUGAUGUUUUCUUUUAAUUCAGCAAAUGUAGCCCUUCAUGUUAUGGAAAGACCUUCAGCCCUCUUGAUACAGGAGAAAACUCAGGUUGAAAAGAAGAUGGCCGCUUAUGAAUUAAUUGUUAGUCGAUUAAUCAACUUUAAAUUGAUGAUUAAUAGAUAACUUGCAUCGCUGCUGAAAGAAUGAUCUCUGGUUGUUCUCGCUGAACUUCACUACCCAAUCUCACGGGCAAUAUGGAUGGAUAAACACCGGCUCUUACCUUGAAGGCCAACCACGUACAUUCCUGUCUCUGGCUUCAAAGUGAAGAGCGCCUCUCUUCUUCUGCUGUCUUUCUGUCUCUUCUUCGUCUAACUCAAUUCCACAAGCAGGGAGAAAGUAAACUUCCUGCCUGAGGGUUUGUUAAAGGUUAUUCUCCUUUGAGCACAUGCUGACACUCACAUCUGUACAGAGAAAAUAAAAUAUUCUCUUUUUUCCUACGUCUCGCAGUGCUUGUAUUCCUGCCUUGUGACUGUCCCGACACCCAAAAAGAGGAGAAAAAUGACAGUAAGGGGGAAAGAGGGAGACAGGAAAUGCUUAUGUGUCGGUGGGAGUGGACAGGAUCUUAAUUGAUCACUAGUUCAGGAAGGAAAAGAGGUGGGGGGGGGGAUAUACUGGGAAGGUGCAGAAGAGGAAAGGAGGGUUAGGAAAGAGUGGCAUCCUGGGUAAUCCAUCAGAUUUAUGGGAGGACGGUGGCAGCGGAGAUGUGCGCCCAGACAAGUAUAACUCAGUCACCGGCAUCAAAUUAAAGGUCGCUGCACUUUAUCACACCCAGAGGGAGAAAUAUAUACUCCAGAAAUAAACAGAAAUUAGAAACAUAUCUCUGUGCGUCCACACGCCCAUUGAGGGAAAUGGGGUUUAUGUGCGGCCUUCACUGUGUCACUCAGUCAGUGUGCCAGGAUGAGUAAAGAGUCACCGGUGUAUUUAUAGUAGUGCGCCGGUCCUCAUUCAGGCCGGCCAAGGCUCCCUGCCUGAUGAGCUAACUCGGCGGUGGAAAAAUGUGCAGCGCCAGCAAUCUGGCAGCACUUAGAUUUACUGUGUUCACUCAGAUGGAAAAAAAAAAGGAGAGGGAGGCUGUGGGUGUCCGUGGGGAAGAUGAGCCUACGGGUUUGCCGUACGCACACACUUAAGCGGUUGUUCAUUUAUUUUUUACCCCCCAAACCUACUCUUAUUUACUCCAGGGGUUAACCAGCCUCUUGCGGCUCUCAAAGAUUUAACUACUGCACAUUUUACAAAUCAGAGGCACCUUAGGAAGACAAACUUUUGACAAACUCAAAA
This is a messenger RNA of Poecilia latipinna (sailfin molly), 8131 nucleotides long. It is a transcript of the gene chrna11, whose product is annotated as cholinergic receptor, nicotinic, alpha 11. Gene Ontology annotation, cellular component: postsynaptic membrane. The record is from RefSeq and is a predicted model, not a curated record. Lineage: Eukaryota; Metazoa; Chordata; Actinopteri; Cyprinodontiformes; Poeciliidae. Gene Ontology annotation, molecular function: acetylcholine-gated monoatomic cation-selective channel activity; transmembrane signaling receptor activity. Gene Ontology annotation, biological process: monoatomic ion transmembrane transport. The transcript has 10 exons. Bases 127 to 1836 code for a protein of 569 amino acids.